AUGUCCAAAGGGCCCAAAGCACCCCCAGCCAGCACUGGUGCAUAUCACAGCUGUGGCAGUGAUGAGCAUGAUUCACCUGAUCAGUUCUGGUUCGAACAGGAUGUGCGCUCCAUGUGUCUUGAGUUGAUCUUGAAGUUUGGCUCUGUAAAGGAUGUAAAGGAGCAUUACCAGAAGCCCGGUGGAGAGUUCAACCAGUUGAUCAAGGCCAUUUGUUUUGCCCAGAAGAUGCACCGCGAGGAUCCUUACUUAGCCGAAAUUCUGGCUCGAGUACGUUGUGUUGCGAUGACUGUGAAAGCACGUUUCCUACGUAGCGAGCAGAAUGGAGACUUCGUCAGGCCGCCCAAUGCGAAGUGGUAUGUCAAGCCGGCCAUGGGUGAUUAUGACCCACGCCUUUUGGUGCCCAUGCAAGCCAAAAUUGCAGAGUACAUACGGGGUGAGUGUACCAAUCCCGAUUCGACUGAAGAUCGCACCGUGCAGCUCAACCAACUUGAUGACUUGCUUGACGUUGGAUCCACGGCUGCGGAGGGUCUAUCGCACGCCAGUCAAGUUCUGUUUGAGGGGUAUGCUGUCCUGACCGAUUUGGCAGUGCAAGAUCUGGAGGCAUCUGUGACAGCCUUCGGUGCUGAAGGCUUGAUUACCCAGACGGGUCUUUGUGAAGCCGAAAGAUCCACUGUGGAAGCAUUGAGCACAUCAGCUUCAGCAUUUAGUUCACUUCCGUUGGGUGACCAAGAGGUUCCCGGAGACCAACCGCAGUUGGAACCUGGCAUGUCUCAACCAGCGUUGCCUUCCACAGCCCCUGUUCCUGUGGCUUCGGAGUGCUUUCUGGUGGACAGCGAUGACGAAAAGCAGGUUGACGUAAUUGGUCGUUUAGAUCCGAUUACAGACCCUGUACUGGAAGCCUAUGUAGUUUUCAAAGUGGCACACAUUCGCCCAGGGCGUCUUAAAAGACCAUUGCAUGCAGAUGACGCCAUUGGCCCCAACGACAUUGCUUUGAGAAAGUAUCACGUUGUGGAACGUGAUAUGAGUGACCCCGACGUACUCCGUAUUCGGGUAACGCGUUCACAUGGCUCCGAUGUGCUUUGUUCUGACCUCUUUGGGAGCACAGACCCCGAUGUGCUGAUGAAAACCAUGAUCCAAUUUCAGCUGGACUCCUCAGGGCAAGGUGUAGUCGUGGAAUGCAAACUUCCAGUGUUGAAUCCUUUGGUUGAUGCUGGCGCCUUCCCAGGUGGGCUCCACAAGUUCAACGAUUUGGGCGAAGAUGACACCAUCGAGUCUUUGAAGCUGCUUGAACGGGAUGGGCUGGUGAGUUCAGAAAGAGAGGGAGAAUGGUCUUUGACCACUGAAGCAUUGGAACGACACAUAGUGCAGUCCAUAUGGCUUCGCACCCCAUCCCGAGUUUUCACCCCAAGGGCAAACCUUCCACUGGAUCAAUAUACAUCGCUUGAGCUGGAGCUGUUAAUGGCUGACAACGGUUGGAAUCGUUUGUCCUUGGCGCAGGACCAAUCAAAAGCUAGGGAACCCUACACUGCUACCCCGGGCUGUUGCAAGAACUGGUUUUGCGACCGAAAUGGGCGCUUCUUUUCCAACUAUUUGGUGUGCCUGCUGAAAAGCGAGGAAUUGUUCCGGGCUGGGCUCAAAGCAAUUCACCAUGGUCAAAUUGAGAGUUACUACUCAGCCAUCUUGUCUUGUCUUGCUCAGGGCUCACCCUUGGAGUCCAUUGACCCGUGGAAACCCGCAAGGUUGUAUCGCGCAAUCACCAAAGGUCAACCACCAGAUGCGCCUGCUCAAGAUGAUCUGCAGUUGAUGGAUGACAACAGUGACCUACCUGCUUUGGACAUGGGACGACCCUCUUCAACUGAUGUUUCUGUUUCCAACCCGCGAAAGGACAGCGCUGCUUCAACGCAGGCAGUUGAAGUUCUCAGGCCUCCUGACAGACCUCCAACUUCCGGGGCGGUGGUGCCGGCGUCUUCGGGGCGCACGCGCAGUCGAAAUCCAACGGAACAGAGAGCAGAACCCCGGCCAAAAGCUAAAUCGGACAGUUCUGCAAAGAGGUCGGGGACAACCCGAGCAAGUACCCAUGAAAAGAGCCAUUAUUUCGGAGAUUUUUUCUUGACGUACUAUGCAUCUGGCACAGUUCCUACAUGGCGAGCUGUUUGCCCCAUCCACGAAUCAUGCACCAAGAGCAUGCGCACCAAUCAAGAGACCAGUGAGGAUGAUGUUGCGCGAAGGCUGAAAGCAUGGUGCCUCAAAGGGCUAGAUGCGCAGUGCGAUUCAAAGCAACAUCACGUUUUUUAUACUGCUGUCCCCCCACUCAGUGCAGUGGGGUCAGACGAUGACCUCAACCGGGAGCUGCAAAGAUUGACAGCGUCCAGAUCCAACCCUUAG
This is a messenger RNA of Cladocopium goreaui, 2385 nucleotides long. The record is from the annotation of a GenBank genome assembly. NCBI's taxonomy places the organism in Eukaryota, Dinophyceae, Suessiales, Symbiodiniaceae.